Clunio marinus is the source of this 396-nucleotide messenger RNA. The record is from the annotation of a GenBank genome assembly. Lineage: Eukaryota; Metazoa; Arthropoda; Insecta; Diptera; Chironomidae.
AUGGAAAGUCUGCAUUGUUUGCUGAGAAAUUUGAUACGUUUCAACAUUUCUAAGCUUUUUCGUAUGAUCAAGCAUUAUGGGAAAGAUUCAUUAAUAUUUAGCACGUCGUUUUCAAAACGACAGUCAAUUAGCAAAUACAAAGUGAUUUCAUCCGGUUUAAUCUUUAAACAACAAAACGAGCAAAGACUUACUUUUGAAAUAACUGAACAACAAACAAAAUAUUGUUUAAGUGUCAACAAAGUCUCGUGUAUAGAAUUACAAUUGAGAGUGUUUUGUAACGAAUGCCACCCAAGACAAAUUGCUUCACAGCAGUGCUUGAGAUUAUCGAUUUUAUUCGAUAAUUUGUUAUUCUUACGAUCAACCUUUGGAUUCUAUGAAUUCUACAAAGCAUCGUGA